This is a messenger RNA of Colletotrichum karsti, 312 nucleotides long. RefSeq lists its product as uncharacterized. The record is from RefSeq and is a predicted model, not a curated record. The coding region runs from base 1 to 312 and encodes 103 amino acids. The transcript has 2 exons. Lineage: Eukaryota; Fungi; Ascomycota; Sordariomycetes; Glomerellales; Glomerellaceae.
AUGACUUACAUCUUCACUGAGAGAUUUCGUGAUAUUCCUUCGCCGCUGAUCAUUCGGGUCAAACUGCCAGUCGGAUACAUCGGACCGGAGAUUGAGGCUGAGUAUCUCAUUGAGGGUGAUGUGGAGGACUUCAAGGAGGAGCUGAACAAGAAUGAUGUCCGCACUUCUCGUAUUGUGAUCAUGGAGGAGCAUAGCAAGGCCGCAACGUCGGGAAAACUUAGGCUGGAGGCCACAAUGCGAACCUCGGCCGACGUGGAGAUAAAAAUUUCCCUCACGCCAGAGGUGCUUGAGAAGCAUACUAAGAUUGGAUGA